Messenger RNA from Colletotrichum higginsianum IMI 349063, 231 nucleotides. RefSeq lists its product as uncharacterized. NCBI's taxonomy places the organism in Eukaryota, Fungi, Ascomycota, Sordariomycetes, Glomerellales, Glomerellaceae. The record is from RefSeq and is a predicted model, not a curated record. The transcript has 2 exons. Bases 1 to 231 code for a protein of 76 amino acids.
AUGUUGGACACGAGGAACAACUUCCGCAAUGCCGCGCUGGGUCGGUGCGUCUUUUUGAGGAGAUCAAUGGCGUUGUUCUCGAAAUAUACUUCCCAUACUGGCACUGGUAUUGGUAUUGGGAGCGAGAUGAUGUCCCCGAUAUGGACACUCCAGUUGGGCUGUGUCUGGAACUGCUGGUGGCAGCCGGCUGAUUACCUGGGUCUGGACAAGCAAAACACCGGCACCAUCUGA